Messenger RNA from Effrenium voratum, 2322 nucleotides. Lineage: Eukaryota; Dinophyceae; Suessiales; Symbiodiniaceae. The record is from the annotation of a GenBank genome assembly.
AUGGCCCAGGAGAACAGCCUCACGGCAGCGCAAGCUGGUUUGUUGACGAGCGGGAAAACUCUUGCCGAGGAACUGGAACGCAUCAAUCAACUCGAUCAUCUGAGCAAGGAUGAUCAAUUGCACUUGAGCGGCGAUUGGGUGCAGACGCUCGUAAAUCAUGUCUCGGACUAUGUUUAUGUGAAGGAUCGGCGCCACCGGUUUGUCGCGGCCAACCAUCAGGUUGCCUUUGACCUUGGAUUUCACGAACCUACGCAAGUCAUCGGCAAGACCGACAUUGAGCUCCACCUGCCGGAUACCGGAAGCAAGUUCGCCGCUGCCGAGGUGGCGAUCAUGGUCUCGAAAGAGGCGAGCAUUGACUAUGAAGAAAAGCUGAUCCUUGCAAACGGCAAACGUCGCUGGCUGUCUUCCUCGAAGUUUCCGGUCUUGAACGAUCAGAAUGAGGUUGUUGGUAUCGUCGGUAUCUCUCGUGACAUCACAGAGCGCAAGAAGUCCGAUUUGCUGCAGCAGGGACAAAAUAAGGUUUUGCAGGAAAUUGCGAAUGCAAAGCCUCUUCAGGAUGUACUCGAAACGCUUGUUCUGACAAUCGAAAGCCAGAUGGAUGGGGUUGUCGGGUCGGUCAUGCUGGUCACCGAAAACGGCAAAAACCUUCAGGCCGCUGUGGCUCCAAACCUGCCCAGUGAGUAUGUGGACCUGUGUGACGGCCUUCCGGUCGGACCAAAGGUCGGGUCCUGCGGCACGGCUGUUUACAGACGAGAGAGCGUUUUUGUUGAAAACAUUCACGAAGACGAAUUGUGGGAAGAUUUUCGGGAGGCCGUUAGUUGGUUUGAAAUGCGGUCUUGCUGGUCUGUGCCGUUUUUUGGAAAAGACACUCAGGUCCUGGGUACCUUCGGACUGUAUUCCAACGAGGUCCGGAGCCCGACGGAACAUGAAAAAAAGCUUGCCGUGGAAGCCGCGCGUUUGGCGUCGAUUGCAGUUGAAAGAGAGCGGGCGGAAAAGGAAAUACGGUUUCUCGCAAGCCACGACGUGCUGACGGGUCUGCCCAACAGGCAUGACUUCAAGGCGAAGCUCGCGGAAAAAAUCGAGUGCAGCAGAAAAACCGGUGAUCCGGUGGCCGUACUUUUCGUCGAUCUCGACAACUUCAAAUUUGUCAAUGACAGCUUUGGUCACGCAAUCGGCGACCGGGUAUUGACGAUCGUCGCUGAACGGAUCCUUUCGGUCCACGACCGAAGGCACCAGUCUAUCCGUUUUGGUGGUGACGAGUUCGUGUUGAUUGUCGAGGGCAAGGACGCCGACAAGCCCGCGCUCAUUGACUUGAUGGCACGGUUGAAGAACGAGAUCACCAAAACAAUCAGAAUCGGCGAUCUUUCCUUCCAUGUCACUUGCAGCAUUGGUGCGGCUUGUCAUCCGCUCGACGCGGAAAAUGCCGAGCAACUCCUCAAGAACGCCGACAAGGCGAUGUUCGAGGCCAAGUCACAGGGACGGGACGGUUACAAGGUCUUUGAAAAUACAAGACCGGGAACGUCGGUUAAUCGACUGACACUGCUGGAAGACAUGCGCAGUGGCAUCGCGAAGGGGGAAUUCCACCUUAAGUAUCAACCACAAUACGAUCUCUUUACCGGCAGGAUUGUCGGAGCUGAAGCACUUGCACGCUGGCAACAUCCGGUUCUUGGUGAAUUGAUGCCGGAGCAGUUCAUACCGCUGGCGGAAGACAGUGGCCUGAUCGUUCCACUCGGGCGCUGGGUGCUGUUUGAAGCCUGCCGCCAGAACAGGGAAUGGCAGAGGGAAGGGUUGGUUCCGAUUACCAUUGGCGUAAAUGUCUCCGCCCGUCAGUUUCGUGAUGUGGGCUUGAUUACGGAUGUUCGUGAAACACUUGGAAGGACCGGUCUGGCUGCCAACUAUCUGGAGUUGGAAGUCACGGAAAGCCUGCUUAUGCAGAAUGCCGACCAGGCGGUUCGGCUUAUGGACGAUUUUCGAAAGAUCGGUUUGAAACUUGCAAUUGACGAUUUCGGCACCGGAUUUUCAAGUCUGAUUGCGCUGAAAAGCUUUCCAUUGACCCGCCUGAAGAUCGACCAGAGCUUCAUCCGGGACCUGGAGACUGACGAAAACGACCGCAGCAUCGCUCGUGCCAUCAUUUCAUUGGGACGGGAACUCGGUUUGAACGUUGUUGCGGAGGGGGUUGAGACUGCAAAGCAACAGGCAUUCCUGGCCAGUUGCAAAUGCGAGACUGUACAGGGCUUUCAUUUCGGAAAGCCGAUGUCCGCAGACAAGCUCGGGAAGCUACUGGGCAUGUCCCUUGCACCGAUCAGCGCGCAGUUUGGCUAG